Trachymyrmex septentrionalis is the source of this 512-nucleotide messenger RNA. It is a transcript of the gene ND-13B, whose product is annotated as NADH dehydrogenase [ubiquinone] 1 alpha subcomplex subunit 5. The record is from RefSeq and is a predicted model, not a curated record. Lineage: Eukaryota; Metazoa; Arthropoda; Insecta; Hymenoptera; Formicidae. The transcript is spliced from 3 exons. Bases 97 to 453 code for a protein of 118 amino acids. Gene Ontology annotation, biological process: respiratory electron transport chain.
GAGUCAACAAGACACAAUACUAUAUUUUGAGGUUAGAAAACUGAUGGAGUGAAAAGAGAUCUGUAAUAUUGAGUGUUAGGUAAUACUGUCCUAAUCAUGGCAGGUGUUCUGAAAAAGUCUACGUAUAUAAAAGGGUUAGCUGUUAGCAAGUAUCCUCACCAAGAAUUAAUACCGCUGUACAAUAGAAUUUUGAGAGUGCUACAAAAGUUUCCAAAGGAUUACACUUAUCGGACAGAAACAGAGGGGAUUAUCAAGACUAGAUUGACAGUCAUGCAACAGAAUGAAAAUAUACAAGUUGUAGAAGACAAAAUAAACUGUGGACAAGUGGAGGAGCUUAUAGUACAAGCAAAGAACGAGCUAUCUCUGGCAGAAAAAAUGUUGAUUUGGAAACCGUGGGAGAAAUUAACACAGGAAGCACCACCCAAUCAGUGGACGUGGCCACCGCAUAAAUAAUUUUAGUUUGUUAAUGAUAUUUGUAUAUAGUAUGUAACUAAAUGCGAAUAAAUAGAAAA